Molecule: messenger RNA, 249 nt
Organism: Cooperia oncophora
Lineage: Eukaryota; Metazoa; Nematoda; Chromadorea; Rhabditida; Trichostrongylidae
Source: the annotation of a GenBank genome assembly
AUGGUGAAUUUGGGUAUCCUACGGCAAAUGGAAGGAAAACUCGAUCAGGCUCGAUCACUUUAUCACUCGGCUAUAGCGAAGUCGCCGCAGCUUUUUGAGCCUCACUUCAAUUUGGCAUUGCUGGAUACCCAGACUGGUCGGUACGAUGAGGCGUUCCGAAUGAUCAAAGUUGCAUUGACGUUGUUCCCAGAUCACAGUCAUUCUCUACAACUUUAUAACACCCUUCAUCAACUUUAUACGAUCAUUUGA